Rhizophagus irregularis DAOM 181602=DAOM 197198 is the source of this 447-nucleotide messenger RNA. NCBI's taxonomy places the organism in Eukaryota, Fungi, Glomeromycota, Glomeromycetes, Glomerales, Glomeraceae. The record is from RefSeq and is a predicted model, not a curated record.
GAUGAAAAAAUCAUUAAAACACAAUUUUGAGGAUUACCAUCGCUGAAGAUCAUAUUCGAUCUUUGAUGUGAUUGAAUGGAUAUCUGAUGAAGUUUUUGAUUUAAGUCUUACAAAGUGGUUUUAAAUAAAAUGAUAUUCAGGGAUGAAUAUAUUCCAUUUACGAAGAUAAUUUUUUAUUAUAGAAGAUUAUACAUAUAUAAUAUAUUAAAAAUAUUAAUCUUUUAUUAUUUUCAAAUAUAUUUCGUAUCUUUCACAAGGAAUAGCUUAUUUAUUUUUUUUCUUGCCCGUGUUUUUUUUUCAUUAUAUUCUACUCCUUGUGAAAGACACGUUGAUAUAUCUUUUUUAAUAAGAAAAAUUCAUAACCUCGAUCUUCAGAAUUCUAUACGUAUCUUCGAGGACUAAUAUGUACAUCAUAAAUCGGAUCUAUCUAAACGAACUACUUAACGC